Messenger RNA from Cervus elaphus (red deer), 7102 nucleotides. It is a transcript of the gene ABRAXAS1, whose product is annotated as abraxas 1, BRCA1 A complex subunit. Gene Ontology annotation, biological process: mitotic spindle assembly; protein K63-linked deubiquitination; attachment of spindle microtubules to kinetochore. Gene Ontology annotation, cellular component: nucleus. The transcript has 9 exons. Lineage: Eukaryota; Metazoa; Chordata; Mammalia; Artiodactyla; Cervidae. The coding region runs from base 406 to 1311 and encodes 301 amino acids. Gene Ontology annotation, molecular function: polyubiquitin modification-dependent protein binding; microtubule binding. The record is from RefSeq and is a predicted model, not a curated record.
CGCGGCGGCGACGGAAGCAUGGAGGGCGAGAGCACGUCGGCGGUGCUCUCUGGAUUUGUGCUCGGCGCGCUAGCCUUCCAGCACCUCAACACCGACUCGGACACGACAUUCAGAAAUACAUUUCAUGCUAUCAGCUUUUUAGGUUAAAAAAAAUGUGGUGCCCAUACUUAUCCCUUGAAGUUUCUCCAUUCCUUUUCCUUUUUAAUUGCUUAUGGACCACAUAUUACUACCAUUUUUAAGUCUGUUCAUUUGAGAACUUUCUCUCCUAUUUAUUUUAGAACUUCAACUCACAGCUUUUAUAAUUCUUCUGGUGAAGUAAAUGAGCAGGCACUGAAGAAAAUAUUAUCAAAUGUCAAGAAGGAUGUGGUUGGUUGGUACAAAUUCCGACGUCAUUCAGACCAGAUCAUGACAUUUAGAGAGAGACUGCUUCACAAAAACUUACAGCAGCAUCUUUCAAGCCGGGAACUUGUUUUUCUGUUACUAACACCAAGUAUAAUAACGGAAAGCUGCUCUACUCAUCGACUGGAGCAUGCCUUAUAUAAACCUCAGAAAGGACUUUUUCAUAGGAUACCUUUAGUGGUGGCCAAUCUAGGCAUGUCCGAACAACUGGGUUAUAAAACUUCAUCUGGUUCCUGUACAUCCGCUGGUUUCAAUCGAGCAGUAAAAACACACAGCUCUCAAUUUUUUAAAGAAGAUGGAUCUUUAAAGGAGGUACAGAAGAUAAAUGAAAUGUAUACUUCUUUACAAGAUGAAUUAAAGAGUAUAUGUGAAAAAGUGGAACACAGUGAGAGAGCCGUAGAAAAACUAUUAAAUGAUGUAAAUAGAUUAAAAGGAGAAAUUAAAAAAAGAAAACAAGCACAGAUGCAAGCAACACGAGAGAAGAAUGUCCAAAAAGACCCUCAGGAGAACGUUUUGCUUUGUCAAGCUUUACGGACCUUUUUUCCAGAUUGUGAACUUCUUCAUUCAUGUGUUAUCUCCUUGAAAAAUAGGCGCAUUUCUGGAAGUAGCUGUACUACCACCCACCCUCUCGGUGGGGUAGACAACCUAACCCUAAUGGUGGAAUACACAGACUUUCCUGAAGCUAGUCCAGCUCGUAGUGCCCUGCCGGUGACCAAGCGGAAAGCCUCAGACACGGAUGAUGGGUGGCAGUUCAAGAAGUCACGACUGGGAGAGAUACAGACUAGACCCUCUAAAACAGAUACCAGUAGUAGUAACCAAGAAAGAGCAUCCACAGUGAGCAGCCCAGAAACAGAUGAAGAGGUUGAGAGAAUGAAGGGUUCUGGUGAAUAUCCAGAGUCUCCUACCUUCUGAUUCUUUUGGGCCAAAAGGAGAUUUUUGAUCAGCGGAAGGGGAAAGCCGGAUUUUUUUUUUUUUUUUUUUACUGUGUUCAGCUCUAAGAAUUUGAGUACAGAACAAGCCUGGUAAUGCAGUGUGUUUGGAUCAGCACUUGUUCAGUUAGGUGAAAAAGCCCAUUAAGUGGGACCCAUAUAAAUAUGAAUGGUGUCUAUCACAGAGAUUCUGUUUUAACAUAAAGCAGAAGCAUAUAUUCAUUUGUCAAACUUUUGUCGGGCCAGGAACAUUUUUAUGACUGUACUGGGGUUCCUGGGCUUCCCUGGUGGCUCAGGUGGUAAAGAAUCUGCCUGCGGUACAAGAGACCUGGGCUCAGUCCCUGGGUUGGGAUGACCCCCGGAAGAAGGGAAGAACACCCAUUCCAGUAUUCUUGCCUGGAGAAUGCCACAGACAGAGAAGCCUGCCAUUCUACAGUCCAUGGGGUCACAGAGAGGGGAACACACCUGAACAGCUAACACUACUGGACUUCUGUGUGAAUCACAUCCAUUACUUAGGUAAGCCCCAGUUUUAGUUUCUUUAAAGACGUUUGCAAAGCAGCCUAAGCACAAAAGGCUACUAGGGUUUUUUCAUUUCCCACUCCCAAUCUUAUUUGUCUUAACCACACCUAAUUUGACUUUUUUUAAACUUAGUUGCCUUUAAUCAGGUCUUCUCAAAGCAUUUUACUUGGUUUUCAUUGCAAUAGUAAUGUCUUUUUAAUGCUUAUAUUCAUCAGUACAAAAACAGAACUGACACAGAUCUGGGAACAAAAGAAUUGAUUCUUGGUAAUACAGAACUCAACAGAUAAAAGAGAGUUGUGGGCUUCCAUGUGGUUUUUGAGGAGGAUGUAAAGCCCCUGUUCAGUGAGUUGGUUAAGUGGAGGUAGGUUAAGAGCACUUUUAUGGUUUGGUUUUUGUAUGUCUUUUCCAUAACAGAAUUUCCCAUGAAGACACAUCACAUGAAGCCUUCAUGUUUUAUUCUCUGGGUGAAAUGUUGAACCCACACAUUGCUCUUCCAUCAGUGACUUCCUAAGUGAUGGUUUUUUUAAUAUUAGCUGUGAAUUUGCUGUCAUCUUUUAUUUAUGUGUUAACAGACAUUAGUUACUAUGGGGCGCUUAUGGAGCCCACAUAGUACCUGGGAUAAUGUGUACAAAUCAUGAGUUGCUGUUGGGAUUGCUUCACUGGUUACUUAAGCAGCACAGGACAGGAGAGGAAAUAGGGUUUUGUCUGAGCCCUAAUUUUAAAAUAAGCUUGAUGUCCCAACCUUCAGGGAAUGAGGAGAAAAAGAAUGCUUGUAAGACAUUUCUCAUUCUCUGUCUUUUGGGGAUUUGUUUGUAUUACUGGAGUAAGAGAUGUAGAACAGAUUGCGUAUGGAUCAGCUUAUUUAGAGGACACUACUAGUUUAUGAUAGACUAGUCCAGAGCUGAGUGUUGGGUCCUGUGACAGACUGCACUACUGGCCAUCCCCAUGGGACAUCUGCAGAGAGAAGACGCCUGGUCCCAACCAGGCUUACUUACCUGCUUGUUAGGAAAUCUUCCUUAACAAUUUCAAAUUCACACCCUGUCCUGUGGGAUUUGUACAUUACACAAGCAUCCCACUGCCCUGCACCCAUACUCUACAGUCCUGUUUACAACACAAAAUCUGGGGAUAAAGUCAAAUUCCAGUACAAGUCAGCCCUGCUGUGUUUGACAUCACAUUGUCAGCAGUGUGUUGUAUGAACUGUUUGGGGGGCCAGAUUUAAGUGAAGACUCCACAGUAACAAUUUUUUAAAUGUAUGUGUAUGUUAAAUGUAACAAGUGUUAACAUUUUAAAAUAUAUGUGUAUGUAAAUAUGACAAGUAUUAACAUUUUAUUUUAUUUUUAAGUAUUAACAUUUUAAAUAAUCUGAUUUACCUAGUGAGCAUUCUGAUAUGAAGAGGAAGCCUCACUCCUGAAACACCUUUUACUCAUCCCAAAUUACUGUAAGAAUUAAAAACUUAAUACUUCAUAGUUUGACAAGAUUUAGCCUGUUUUUCUACUCAGUGGUUAUUAAAUCUUAUAGUUUGAGCCAGUAUUAGCACCACACAACCACUUAUUGCAAAAUAUGUUUAUUGGUAAUAACUUUAUAUAAUUUACUCCCUAUAUUUGAUGUUACAAACUUUAGGGUCUUUGAGAUAGGCAGGAUCCUUGUAUGUGACUGGCAUAAACCCUGUGAAGAAAGAAUGAAAGUUCUUCACAAAAGACAAUGAGCAAAAUUUUGUUUAGCAUAAUUCAGUUUUUCAGAUGCUCUUACCCAAUAUUUGAGCUCUCUUAAUUGCUUUUGUGAUUUCUUUUUGUUUCUUCCCACAAAGACCUAUAAAAGAAAAUACUUUCUUAAAUGCCAACAUUCUUAAUGCCAACAUUCUUAAAUGCCAACAUUCAAAAUGCAUGACAGUUAGGUCACAGAAUGGCUGGAAAACUGUAUAAAGCCUUAGAAUAAGUAUCUUGGGCUUUGUGGGCCACAAGGUCUCUGUCAUCAUUAAUUCUGCUCUUGUAGCUCAGACACUGUGGAAACUAAGCUAUUUAGCAAGUGGCAGAUCCGAUCUGGCCUGUAGGCAAUAGGCCCCUGGUUUAAAUGAGAGCCUGAGGAUGACCACAGUAUAUUCCAGAACAGCAAAGCCCGAGUUCUCUCUGUUGUCACCUUAUAUAGUUAACUGAGUAUAAGAAGAUACGCAAAAUAAUUACCCUUUCAGCCUCAGAAGAGACUUUCUCAAAGUAUCCAUAGUUUUUGGUCUAAUAGUAAUUUGUGGCAAUAUUUGAAAAUCUGCCCGUUUUUUUAAAUAACAGAAGUAGGUUUAUCUACAUUUAAAUUGCUGUAAUAGAAAACAAAAUACCUGUUAUGUGCCUUCCAUAAAUGCAUCCAGUAAAUGGAGAAAUAAACUGGGAUAAAAGCUGGUUUGAGUUAUAUUUGGAAAGGAAAAAAAUUAUAUGUUAAUACACUUGUAUUCAACCUUGUGUACAUUUCAAAACACAAACCUUAUGUCACCUUCAAGCUAUAAAAGGCUUAUUAAUAAAUUUUAGACAAACUUCAAAAAUACAAAUAAAAACACUGAGUUAUGUUCAUUCUAUUAACAGGUCAUCUUUUUUAAGUAACUAAAGUAAUUGCGAAAGUUAACAUCUCUUCCCCAGUGUGUCAAAAAAAAGUCUAUACAACAGAUGAAUGAGCAUGUUCUUUCAGUGCUAAAGCUGUUUUUUUGACUUUUCCAUAGAUAACUUUUCUAAAGCACUGCUGCUUAUAACAAGGUACAGAACAUCCCAUCUGUCAUGAUAGUCCCAUAAUAUCAGACUAUAGUGAGGUCUUCAAGAUGUACAGGUAUAUCAGGCCAUUUGCUGUUACUUAUGUUUUAUUAAUCCUAAUACUUGCAUUUUACAGUUUCUUGGAUUUUCUCCCACCAAAGAAGCUAUCACUUUAUACUACUAUCAGUAUACUUAACUCCGACACCAUCUUCUUCCCCAAAUUUGCCACUUUUAAUCUGCUGAGCGCUCGACAACAGAUAAAAUGAAUUCAGUAGUGAUACUGGUGGUGAGGUACGGAUAGCAACUUCAACACAGGAGCUUUUCCCUAACUACUCAACUCCAGUGACUGAGAAUCACUGCCACAGGGAGCUACUGUUAAGAGGUUUGGGGUGAAGCAAAAAACAAGAAACACUGAGAUGAUUAAGAGUAAAUGAAGGACAGUCAAGAGGUUCCUAUUUUAAUAAAAUAGCUGCCUUAUACAUAAAAGUAUAACCAGAUUUGAAAUUAUGAAGCUGAAACAGUCACCCCUACACAAAGCCUAUUAUAAAAGCCAACUUGCUUCUCUACUGUAUUAGUAAAAGAGCAAAAGUCCCAAAUCAAGUAUCACAGUGAAGUAAAACCAGAUCUCACCUGUACAUUCUUAUAAUCUACACGUUUUUCACACAAGAUACAUUUUUUCAGAGGCUCCUUAUAAGGAUUUUCCAUUGGAAUAGGCUAGCAUAAAGGAAGAAAACAAAAAUCUGAUAAUGCGUUUUGUGUUAACUUUGAAUCAAAAAAACUUAAAUCUUAGGGUACCACAUUUAAAUCUCUCCAAGGGAUUAGUUGUACCUUUCUCACUGUGAAAAUGAAUAAAUAACAACAGCUUGGCUUAGAAAAGAAAAAUAAGAGUUAUUUCUGAAAAAGGCCAUUUUAAAGGUUUGCGUGUACUCAUACAUAUUUUGUACAAAUAUCUUGUUUUAGUUUGGCUAAGGAGGGAUUAAUUGAUGGAGGACGAUUCUGUGAAAAAUACAAUCUUUGGAGAAAAAAGGGUUUAUCGGAGGAAAAAAAUAAAAUCCUCAGUAAGUGAUUAAAAAUGCUUUGCCCAGAUUGUAGGUGACUAAAAAUUCUUAUACUUAAGAAAGACAGCACAACAGAUAACAUAUGCAAUUCUUAAACUAGUAUAAUCUCUAGAUCCAUCCCUACACUUCUCUAGAUGUUUCACUGAUAUUUUUGUUUUAUAAAAAGACAAUGCCCCCAUGUGUGUGCUAAGUCACUUCAGUCGUGUCCAACUCUUUGUGACCCAUGGACUGUAGUCCGGCUCCUCUGCCCAUGGGAUUCUCCAAGCAAGAAUACCGGAGUGGGUUGCCAUUUCCUCCUCCAGGGGAUCUUCCAGACCCAGGGGUUGAACCCACGUCUCUUAUGUCUCCUGCAUUGGCAGGCAGAUUCUUUACCUCUGUCACCACCUGGGAAGCCCCAGUGUCUCCACAGGUUAUGUAAUACUUCCCAGAUUUAUUUUUUCUUUUUUACUACAAUUUUAUAGUAGUAUAAAAUUGUUUUAUAACAAUUUAAAACAGUCCCAGACUAUUUUAUAAGUUUGUGCCAGCCUUUUUGGUUUUUCUUUGUUCAUUACUGCUUCUAAAGCUUCCAUCACACGGCCUCCGUCCUAAAAUCACUUUUAGGUGUCUCCAGUAUACAGAUUCUGAAUCUAGAAAUGGCUUUGAAGUCUUCAGCCCCUGUAGUUGCACAAAAAACUUCAAAUAAAUGGGACGUUGUGCCUUUUUCUGAGGAACCCUUAGCUCUCAUGAGAGUCUCAGUGGGAUUUAAGGACCUAAAGAGAAGCUCUAGUAAUUUCAUUUACUCUCUUGACUAUGGUAUGAAUUAGAUGACCAAGAUGGAUGCUCAAAGGGACUAUAGGAGUUCUUUUGUUUCUUCCAAUUCCUCAAAUGUUCCUAAUGCAACUUGCAUUCAACUCAUGUGUAAUGACUAUUCCUUCUCUAUGUGUUUCAUGUGGUCUAACUAGUAUCAAAUUGUCUUUGUAUGUAGCAAGAAAAGCUAUACUGCCUAAAUCCAAUGCUAGUACUUGAAAUCCAUAAAAAACAUACAUCUACUGUUUAGAAGAAACUGUAUUUAACGUCCUGGUAUAAAAAUUUAAUGACUAAGAUAAAAAUAGAAUUGAAUUUGAAAUGAGGACAGGGAAUCAAGGUAUGGAUAAACUUUGCACAACCCCUUUGUUGGACUUCCUGCAAUUACAGCAUGCAUCAAAACUACCUUUUUAAAUUCCCAAAGCACGUAUCUAGAAAGAAAAAUAUGGUGGUGUUGCAGAAGUCAUGCUUCUUGCAAAGAAUCUAGGAAUUCGCUUACCUCAAAGUUCACUUAAGUGACUACUCAUCAAUAAAUUUCCCUGGAGAAGGAAACGGCAACCCACUCCAGUACCCUUGCCUAGAAAAUCCCAUGGACGGAGGAGCCUGGUGUCCAUGGGGUAUCUCAAAGAGUCAGAACUGAGCGACUUCACUUUCAUCAAUAAAUUACAAUUUUCAAACUCAG